Messenger RNA from Ostrea edulis (European flat oyster), 1425 nucleotides. RefSeq names its product proton-coupled folate transporter-like. The record is from RefSeq and is a predicted model, not a curated record. Bases 1 to 1425 code for a protein of 474 amino acids. Gene Ontology annotation, molecular function: transmembrane transporter activity. Gene Ontology annotation, biological process: transmembrane transport. Gene Ontology annotation, cellular component: membrane. Lineage: Eukaryota; Metazoa; Mollusca; Bivalvia; Ostreida; Ostreidae. The transcript has 4 exons.
AUGACGACGAAGAAAUUAGAUGGCGCCGCAGCAUCGCGCAGGAGAUAUCUAAUUGGACCUAUAUGUUUUGUACAUGUGUUUACAUUUGGAAUCUACAACAGCACGACUGUUCUCUUCUUCCCAGAGUAUGUUGGAAAGUUCCUUUAUCCCAACACCACCUCUGAAACCUCGGCCGAUAGUUCCAUAUGUAACAGCGACAGCAAUUCCACAGACACCGAGAGCGAGAAAGUCAUUCAAGCCGAGGUAGCAAGGUUUACGAUUUACGCGUCCUUGUGUGUGGGGAUUCCUUGCAUAAUUUCGAAUCUACUUCUUGGAAGUAUAAGCGAUAGAUAUGGCAGAAAGAUGAUGUUGAUGAUCCCCACCAUUGGGUUGCUCUUGGUGGAAAUGUCAACGGCCAUAUUAAUGUAUUUGGAUGUACAUCUCUACUAUUUACUGAUUCCCAUGGUUGUCCAGGGCUUUGUCGGGGAUACAUUUUCACUGAUACUAUUCGUUAUGUCCUAUGUAUCCGACAUAACAGAAAAUAACAGGUCUAGAACGUUUGGUAUUGCUAUCAUGGAAUGCUGCAUAGGAAUGGGAGUAGUUAUUGGUGGUAUAGUAUCCGGUUACAUGAUCGAAGCUUUUGGCUAUAUAUGGCCUGUAGUGACGUCCCCACUUUGCAAAAUCAUCAACAUUUUUCUCAUAGCAUGUCUACCAGCAACUGACGUCCAAAACAAAAGCACUGAUCCAUUGACUUUGAAGACUGUUUUGGACUUCAUUAAACAGUCACUUGAGUUUUAUUAUUCCAAGAAAUACCGGGGCCUUCGAUGGAAGUACAACAUCUGCAUUGUUGUUUAUGUCAUGGGAUGUGUCUGUCUAAUUGGUCGGAAUGCAGCCGAAGUCCUGUACAUCAUAAGCCCUCCUUUCUGUUUAAGCCCUGUGCUUGUUGGCUGGUUCCACGCAGCCCAACAAACCGUGCAACAAGGCAUAUCGAUGAUCCUCAUACGAGUCUUUCUGAUAUUCAUGAAUGCAGAGGCAGUGUCAACCAUGGGCGCAUUAUCCGGAAUUGCUGGUUUUAUUGUUCAGGGGCUUGCAACAUCUAACACUGUGCUAUUCCUGUCCCUUGUUGUCGGUUUUGGGAUGGCACUUGGAAUUCCGACGAUGCGAGCCAUUAUGUCUAAAGAAACACCAAGUGAAAGUCAAGGUGCUUUGUUCGGUGGCAUGGCAGCUGCACAAACCGCCGGGACUUACUUUGGGUCGUUGGUUUUUGGAGCCAUUUAUGAAAGCACAGUGUAUUUAUUUAAUGGAACAGUAUUCAUGUUCAUGGCUGGAUUAUGCUUCAUUUCAUUUGUGCUGUCCAUUUGCCUCGUUAUCAUUCCAAAGUGUAAUUCCAACGAGAAAGCAAAUAUGGAGAAGAAAGAUGAAAAACUGACGGAACACAAACUAUAA